GCUAUUGCCUAGCCAUCCUAUCCACUUCACAGUCCUCAACAUCUCUCAUAAGCCAAAAAACACAGAGCCUGCACAGAGUGAAAAAUAUGGCGACUUCCCUUCUGUCUCCUUGCUUAGGCCUCCCUCCCAAACUCAAAAACCUCUCCCUUAAUUCCACAACAUGCUCUACGUCCACUUUCAGCUCCCUCAGUUUCUCCUCUUCCCUCUCUCACAGUAUCUUCAACAAAGGGUGUUUGUCAAUGAGGACAACUCAAAGAUCAAUUCACAAUUUCUCUAUUGUCUGUGAGUCGACUCCAAAGAAAAAGGCGGAUUCAGCUGAAAAGAGAACUCGUCAAGCUGAGAAAAGAAGAGUUUAUAAUAAAGCUCGCAAGUCUGAAGUUAAAACCCGCAUGAAGAAGGUCUUGGAAGCACUGGAUGAUCUGAAAAAGAAACCUGAAGCACAAUUUGAGGAGGUCCUUCCUAUUGAAAAGCUAAUAGCAGAGGCAUACUCGGUGAUUGAUAAAGCUAUAAAAGUGGGAACCUUACAUAGAAACACUGGCGCGCGCAGAAAGUCAAGGCUUGCCCGGAGAAAAAAGGCUGUGGAGAUUCACCAUGGCUGGUAUAGUCCUGCUCCUGCAGCAGCAACUGCAAGUUAGGACCCCUUGGUUUACCUUACGUAAAGGAGCAUAGAAGAGGGGAAUUUUUCUUUGUAUUAGGAGGAUGAUGCUCUCUUUUUUGUUACAGAUGUGUAAUUCCUUUUGGUGCAUAUAAUAGACAUCUAUCUGUUCUGUCACCAAAAUAUGACAAUAUAUGUCGUCAGUAUGUCAAUUCUUAGCAGAGAACAUGCUCUAGAAAGCUAGUUUUUGUGACGAUGACUUGUGAAUGAAUUGCUUGGGUGGAUGGGCUGUGAAAGGCCAUGCCCCUUGCAUAUUGCGUGGA
Molecule: messenger RNA, 918 nt
Organism: Populus trichocarpa (black cottonwood)
Lineage: Eukaryota; Viridiplantae; Streptophyta; Magnoliopsida; Malpighiales; Salicaceae
Product: 30S ribosomal protein S20, chloroplastic
Exons: 3
Coding region: 87-635 (182 amino acids)
Biological process (GO): translation
Cellular component (GO): ribosome; small ribosomal subunit
Molecular function (GO): structural constituent of ribosome; small ribosomal subunit rRNA binding
Source: RefSeq, a predicted model, not a curated record